Hydatigera taeniaeformis is the source of this 594-nucleotide messenger RNA. Lineage: Eukaryota; Metazoa; Platyhelminthes; Cestoda; Cyclophyllidea; Taeniidae. The record is from the annotation of a GenBank genome assembly.
GUAACGAUCGACAGUGAUCCUUCGAAGUCCAUUGCUUUUGGUUCAAAAGAUGAGAUGCUCACUCCUCAGGCUUAUCUUCAGGAGUUUGCACAACGACCCGAUCAUGGUCCGCACUGCCUUUCUCAUAAGCUCUGCUGGUUUUCUUCUCGAGACGGCAUUCUGGCACUAACCUACGUCUGUUCAGCCUACAAAGGGAGGCAAUUGGCCGGAAUUUGUGCGAAGCGCUACUUUACCACCCGACUUCCGGUAGCAAUACGAGGCAACACAAACACAGGCUUCACAUCCUACCUCAAUACAAAUGGGAUGCCAGUGCCAGCGCUCUCAGCGGAGCUGGUGAUGGCGCACGAGUUGGGCCACAGCUACGGCUCAUUGCAUGACCCUGACACGCCACUGUGCUCGCCCGAGAACGAGCGUGGUGGCGUCUACCUGCUCAACAAGUACGCCGUCUCCGGCAUGAUGCCCAAUCACUAUGUAAGCAGUGCCGAAUGGUUUAUUUCGAUUGAUGCGUUCGAAAAUUUAACUCUUGUCCUGUAUAGUCAUAAGCGCCCUAUUAAAGGUAUGGCUGUACUUGGGAAGGAUUGGCGAUUUGUUUAA